GCAAACACGUGGUCAGGGAUCUUUUCUGAGAGUGUGUGUGGAGUGUGUUUGGGGGGAGUGACUGGGAAUCGGCGCCUGUCUGGCUUUGCAUCUCAUUGCGAACUUGCAACGGCCCGGGUGCUGCUGUGUGUGCGUGUUGUGUGUCUGAGGAGUGUGUUUGCAGUCCGAGCGAGCUCCAGCAUGAAGAGAGGCAAGAAGACAGAGGACGCCGCCGAGGCCGCUGCGGACGGGGAGAACGACUCCGGCGCCGCUUCUGCCAAGAAAGCCAAGAAGGCCAAGGAGCCCGAAGCGCCGGUGCUGUACGAAGAUCCUCCCGACAAGCUGGUCAGCAAGGACGGACGCGACGCCAACAUGAAGAUCACCUCCUGGAACGUGGACGGGCUCAGGGCCUGGGUGAAGAAGAACGGCCUGGAUUGGGUGCGCGAGGAGGAUCCGGACAUCCUGUGCCUGCAGGAGACCAAGUGCGCGGAGAAGUCGCUCCCGGCCGAAAUCACCUCCAUGCCCGAGUAUCCGCACAAGUACUGGGCCGGCUCCUCCGAGAAGGAGGGCUACAGCGGCGUGGCCAUGCUCUGCAAGACCGAGCCCAUCAAGGUCACCUACGGCAUCGGUAAAGAGGAGCACGACAAGGAGGGCCGCGUCAUCACGGCCGAGUUCCCGUCCUUCUACCUGGUCACCGCCUACGUGCCCAACGCCAGCAAGGGCCUGGUGCGCCUCGACUACCGCAAAACCUGGGACGAGGACUUCCGCUCGUACCUGAGCGAGCUGGACAUGCAGAAGCCGCUGGUGCUGUGCGGCGACCUCAACGUGGCGCACCAGGAGAUCGACCUGAAGAACCCCAAGGGCAACAAGAAGAACCCGGGCUUCACGCCGGAGGAGCGCGAGGGCUUCGGCCAGCUGCUGGAGGCCGGCUUCGCCGACAGCUUCCGCCAGCUGUACCCCGAGCAGACCAACGCCUACACCUUCUGGACCUACAUGAUGAACGCCCGCACCAAGAACGUGGGCUGGAGGCUCGACUACUUCCUGCUGUCCUCGUCCCUGCUGGACGGCCUGUGCGACAGCAAGAUCCGCAACAAGGCGCUGGGCAGCGACCACUGUCCCAUCACGCUGCACAUCGCCGUGUAGACGCCCGGCGCCGCGCCCCACUUCUGGUUUCUUUUCUUUUGUAGAUCAGUUAAGUCUUUACUUUUCCGCAUCAAGCGUCUCUGUAAACAUUGCGACGCACACGACGGUGGUGCGACGUUACACUAAAAAACUCCUGCCGAUUUCUAUGUUACGAAAACACAAUGUCCCGUUUUAAACCUCUUUAUGCAAACUUCUGUUGUGAAAACCUGCUGAAACUUAAAAUAAAGACCAACUUUAAGUA
This is a messenger RNA of Salarias fasciatus (jewelled blenny), 1363 nucleotides long. RefSeq names its product APEX nuclease (multifunctional DNA repair enzyme) 1 (gene apex1). Bases 181 to 1122 code for a protein of 313 amino acids. Gene Ontology annotation, molecular function: DNA-(apurinic or apyrimidinic site) endonuclease activity; double-stranded DNA 3'-5' DNA exonuclease activity; DNA binding. Gene Ontology annotation, cellular component: nucleus. The transcript is spliced from 5 exons. NCBI's taxonomy places the organism in Eukaryota, Metazoa, Chordata, Actinopteri, Blenniiformes, Blenniidae. Gene Ontology annotation, biological process: base-excision repair. The record is from RefSeq and is a predicted model, not a curated record.